Pyrgilauda ruficollis (rufous-necked snowfinch) is the source of this 247-nucleotide messenger RNA. RefSeq names its product pyruvate carboxylase, mitochondrial-like. NCBI's taxonomy places the organism in Eukaryota, Metazoa, Chordata, Aves, Passeriformes, Passeridae. Gene Ontology annotation, cellular component: cytoplasm. The record is from RefSeq and is a predicted model, not a curated record. Gene Ontology annotation, biological process: pyruvate metabolic process; gluconeogenesis. The transcript has a single exon. The annotation marks the transcript as partial. Gene Ontology annotation, molecular function: pyruvate carboxylase activity; ATP binding.
CCCCUGACGCCCGCUGUGCCCGCAGGCGCCCCCCCGGCGGGGCUGCGGGCGGUGCUGCAGCGGGAGGGCCCGGGGGGCUUCGCGCGGGCGCUGCGGGGGCACCGGGGGCUGCUGCUCACCGACACCACCUUCCGCGACGCGCACCAGUCGCUGCUGGCCACGCGCGUGCGCACCCGCGACCUCGCCCGCGUCGCGCCCUUCGUGGCCCACGCGCUCAGCCCGCUCUGCAGCAUGGAGACCUGGGGAG